Candida tropicalis MYA-3404 is the source of this 1656-nucleotide messenger RNA. RefSeq lists its product as uncharacterized. The record is from RefSeq and is a predicted model, not a curated record. NCBI's taxonomy places the organism in Eukaryota, Fungi, Ascomycota, Pichiomycetes, Serinales, Debaryomycetaceae. The coding region runs from base 1 to 1656 and encodes 551 amino acids. The transcript has a single exon.
AUGUUAGGAAGAUUAUUUAAACAAAGUACCCCAACUUCUCAACCACCAUCAAAUUCACUUCAGCAUCAUAACCAACACCAACUGCAAAACCAACAAUUUCAAUAUAAUCAUCCCCAACAACUACAAUCACCAAAUAAACCAACAUCACCUCAAGGAUUAGCAAAUUCUUAUGAAGAUGCAUAUACUAGAGAAAUCCUUUAUGGAACUCAUAAUGCAAAUCAAUUAAAACCCUUUCAAUUCAACAGCAAAUUAUUUAGAAUUAUAAUAUCUCAAGAUGGUGGUAACUUACGUUCAAAACAGGUUUUGUUCGAUAGUGCCAGUGAAUUAACAUCUUCAGAUUUUAAAUCAAGCAAUAAUCAAUCACCUUCACAGCAACAGCAACCAGUUCAGGAUUCAUCAAAUUUUAAGAAAUCUUCUAAAACAAUGAUGACAUCAAAGAUUUAUCAUAACGCAUCACAGUUAAAUGACUUUAUGUUUGGAUGUGGAUUACCAUCAAAUGAAAAUCAAUCAACUACAAAAAUACAUACUUUACCUCCAUUAUCAAAUUCAAUUUAUGGUCCUUAUUCUGCUGUACUAAUAACGAGAUUGUUUUCUAUUAGUGAUGGGGAAUUUACAGAAUUACCGUCAUUACCGAAUCAGAAUCCUAAUGAAUGGCAACCACACCCUGCUUUAAGAGUGAAAGAAUCAAGCAUACGAAAAGUGUCUAUUAAAGACGAUGAUACCACGAAGAAUAAUCAUGUUAAUAGUCGAUUUGCCAUUGGUGUGGUUAUUCCGUUGGAAUCUUUAUCCUCAAUGCAUGAUGUAAUUUUCAAUAACUGGCAUGAAAUAACUCAUUUUAUGAUUUUACUACAGAAACUCAUAUACAAGAAACUACUAAUGCAUUUAAAUUCUGGACUUAAUUAUGAUACAAAUAAUAAUUUCACUGGAUGCCAGUAUUUGAUUAAAAGAAGAAUACAGUUUCCAAAUUUCAUUCUACAAGGAGAUUUUGAAAUCAAUCCACAAGUUAUGAAAUUGAUUAAAACAGUUCAUUAUAAUCAUAAUAUUCCAAAACUAAUAAAUUCCAAUACGUUGAUGAAAUCAUCGGCAGAAAAUGAAACAUUUCAAUAUAAUCCAAUGUUGAUUAAUUGGGUAUUAGAAUUAUUAAAUUGGUUAGAAUUUAAGGAUGGGAAAUAUUCUGAUUAUUCAACUUCAUUUUUAGCUAGUUUAUUUGCCAUAUUGAUAAAGUUUCGUAAGCUGUUGAGUAACAAACCAUUUUCCAAUGCUUGUCAGAAAUCAAAGGAAGUUACUAGAGUUGUAGUCAUGACAGGGAAUCCAAUAGUUGCAAAAAAAUUGAUUUUCAUUCUUAAUGGAUUAAUUCCGAAUCUGAGAUAUGUUAAAAUAUCGGAAGCUGAAAGUUUUGGUCACCCUGAUUCUAAAGACAAUAACAAUAAUGAGGAUGGUGAAACUGGAAAACCUACUGAGAAUAAUAACAAUAAUACAUGCAACACACAGCCAAUACCUAUACAGCAUAAUCAUGGUCAGUCACGUUCUGGGGAAUCUUCAUCAGAUAAUUCAUUAGCUAAAUCUGUUACUUCGAUGAAAGGAUGGGAAAUACCUACUAAAUGCUCAACUUCAAUUACUGUGAACCUUACAAUGUUGCAACCACACAUGCAAUGA